Molecule: messenger RNA, 1786 nt
Organism: Sclerotinia trifoliorum
Lineage: Eukaryota; Fungi; Ascomycota; Leotiomycetes; Helotiales; Sclerotiniaceae
Source: the annotation of a GenBank genome assembly
AUGGCAGCCAAAAAGAAGAAAUUAACUGAUGCUUCCACAUCCUCUCGACUUUCCACAGGAACCAUCCCACUAUAUGCAUUGAAGGCAAAACACCAAUCAUCACUUGGAAAGAAAGGUACGGAAGACUCUCUACUAAAUAGAUGGAAACACUGAUACUAAAACGCAGUCGCAGACCAGAUUGUCAAGCGCCAAGAAGAUGAAGAAAUUCCACGUACUUGGCCCCUCCAACCACCUAUGAUCGGAGAUUGUAGUGGAGAGAAAUGCUCUGGAUGGGAUUCGAAUGAUAAUAAGUCGAAUGAAGACGAGAAGCGAGCGGAAAUCUCAAGGAAAGCAAAGUUGAAGAAAGAGAAUUCUCAAGCGUCGGCGGUCAUGAUAUCAGCGCGUGAAAAGGAAAUAGCCACAGUUCACAAUCGACAGUUAGAUUUUCCUCUAGCAAUUGUUAGGUUAGUUACCGAAGUCUGGCGUCAAUUCGGAAACUGCAAAGUCUGUCACAAUGGUUUCUAGUAAUUCAACAGAGCAAGAUGUCGAUGAAGGCAUCAAGGUAAUUGAUUCGAUGAUCAUCGAAGAUUCGUGCGUCGCAUCCACCUCUCAACCAUUAGGUGUCGUCAGCGAAAUUUUCGUCAGCAAGCCAACGGUACUAGAAACAGAAUCAAGUAUUAAAUUGGUCGAAAAAAUCGCUCGACAAGAACGUGAUCUGAAGUCCGCGGAGACGCAAGACGGUUCUCUGCGUGCCGUGAUCGAAACUUUGGAUCAUAAACAUAGGUUGGAGAUGCAAAAGCAAAUGAACCAGCUCAGUGAAAACUAUCAAAAAGAAAUGGAUGCCAUGAAAUUGGAUCUCAAGGAGGCAGAAGCGGCACGCCAAAAAGCUUCAACAGAUUUGCGCAAGGCGAAGGAGAAGAAUUCUGCGGUUCGAACGGAGAGGAGAGAGCUUGGUUUAAAGUUGGCGGCAGUGAGCGAAGAAGUCGCGGCGGGGCUUACGGUAAACAUCUCGACGUUGGAGUUCGAAGAGAGUGUUGCAUUUACAGUGGGAAUGCGUUUCUCCGAUAAAAUAAACAAAUCAAGACAAGUGACUAAAGCCACUGAACUCAGCCUGCAGGCGGAAAGAAUGCAUAAUGCAACGUUACAACACUAAGUUACGAACUUGAGAAGUGAGAAUAGCGGUAUUAGACAGCAGCAAUCUCAGUCAGCCUCAACUUCUCGACCCCUACAAGACCUCGAGCAAAAGUACGAUAGUCUCAAGGAUAAUUAUUACACUCUUGAGGACAAGUAUAAUGAGCUCGACGAUGAUGCUGCUGGAUACUGCAGUGAGCUUCAAAAGUACAAACGAUAUGCGGAAAGCUGCAGGAGGAAGCGGGAGACCAUUAAGAUCGAAUUGGAGCGUGUUGAGAAAAGACUCAACGACAUGACCACAAAAAAUAUGAAUGAGCUUCACAGCCGAGAAUCCAUAAGCCAAAUUUACCAGAAAUUGAGAAAUGCCUAUGAUCUUAGGGAGCCAUUGGUCAAGAUAGGAGUAGACAUACGCUGGCGUUUUCUAGACCAAGCUCGAGAGAUAGCCCUCAAUAUUCCCCGAGACGAGGCAGAUAUGGCGCUGAGAACUAAUGGCAACAUUGCUGCGCAUAGGGAUAAUGCCGCUGACGAAGGUGCACCUUUCAAAUGCAAUCUAGUUCCGAAGGAGUACGAGGACAAGGCCGAGAAGACAUCCAGAAGCUAUACAAACAGAAGUCAAGAGAGCACCCCGUCUGGACUGGAAUUGUGGAAAGUCAGAUGGACUGUGGAGCAACAAUAA